UUUUUGCAAAUGGCAUAAAGUAAAGUAUCUAAGGGUAUUAAAAACACCCCACGUGAGAUGUCGCUAGCUCUGCCUGAGACAAAUCAAUAAUCGUCUCCAUGCUAACACUCCAAAUAGGAUGUCCGGACUCCAAAAUAAGUUUGGGCUACUGUUGAUUUUGCUAGUUGGUCUGAAAUUGAGCUGCCCCAGAGUGUUAACAAGGAGAAGCAUCUCAGACGACUCUGUGACGAGGUAUUUGACAGAGCGGAUCUGUGUUUGGAACGAAGUAUGCAAGGAGGAAUUCCAGAUCCAUUUCAAAUGCAAAUGUCCAGAGUUCUUCUUCUGUAGGGCACCAGGCAGAUAUUACAAUGCAUUCUGUUCGAUGACUGGCACUGGAUACAUCUGGAUGCAACCAAGUUUUCAAGCUGCAGACAUCUGAAUUGAGCACUAUUUUUUUAUACUCUGAAAAAUUUUUUCUUCCACAGUAUGGUUGUGAAUAAAUAAAAAAAAAUUGUUCGACA
Coccinella septempunctata (seven-spotted ladybird) is the source of this 500-nucleotide messenger RNA. RefSeq lists its product as uncharacterized. The record is from RefSeq and is a predicted model, not a curated record. The transcript is spliced from 4 exons. Lineage: Eukaryota; Metazoa; Arthropoda; Insecta; Coleoptera; Coccinellidae. Bases 119 to 418 code for a protein of 99 amino acids.